AUCUAACAUCAAUGGAGUUUGUGACUAUUGUUCUUGGUUUCUUCUUGUUGUAUGCACUUAUUCAAGCCACUUUCUCAGUUUUUGGCAUCGGCCGAUCCAAGAACCUACCUCCAGGUCCAACCCCAUUUCCGAUCAUCGGAAACCUCCACUUGCUCGGGGACCAACCACAUCAGUCCCUAGCCAAGUUAGCCAAAAUCCAUGGCCCAAUCAUGUUCUUAAGACUCGGUCAGAUCAACACACUUGUCAUCUCCUCGGCCGCUGCCGCCAAAGAAGUCCUCCAAAAACAAGAUCUUGCUUUCUCCACCCGCCAUAUCCCAGAUGCCCUAACCGCCCACAACCACGCUCAACACUCCACCAUAUGGCUGCCAGUUGGCCCCAGGUGGCGGACCCUCCGCAGGUUCCUCAACAACAACAUCUUCUCCGGCGACUCCCUUGAUGCCAACCAACACUUGCGGAACCAGAAAGUGCAAGAGCUUGUUGCAUACUGCCGGAAAGCCAGCCGGUGUAAUGAAUCGGUGGAUGUCGGCCGAGCUGCUUUCAGAACCAGUCUGAAUCUGCUAUCAAAUACCAUUUUCUCCAAGGAUUUAACAGACCCAUUUCAGGAUUCUGGUAAAGAAUUCAAGGAGGUGGUUGGAAACAUCAUGAUGGAGGCUGGGAAGCCAAAUCUGGUGGACUAUUUCCCGGUGUUAAGAAAGAUCGAUCCACAAGGGAUCAGGAGGAGAAUGACUCGUCAUCUUGGGAAGAUUCGUGGGAUUUUUGAGGAGUUGAUUAACGAAAGAUUGGUGAUUAACAGAUUGAACCAAGAUGAUGUAUUGGACAAGUGCUUAAAAAUCUAUCAAGAGAACCCAGAUGAGAUCAAUCGGCCACACAUCAUGAGCUUAUUAUCCGAUCUGUUUCUUGCUGGCACUGAUACGACUUCAAGCUCUGUAGAAUGGGCAAUGACAGAAGUAAUACGUAAACCACACAUCAUGGCCAAAGCUAAACUGGAGCUCGAAGAAGUAAUUGGCAAAGGUAAAAUUGUAGAAGAGGUUGACUUGAAGAGGCUAACCUACUUAUGGUGCAUUGUCAAAGAGACCUUAAGGAUUCACCCGCCCGCCCCCUUCUUGGGCCCUCGAAAAAUCGAGAAUGAAGUCAAGCUUAAUGGCUACACCAUCCCUAAGGACACACAGGUACUUGUGAAUGCAUGGGCCAUAGGACGAGAUCCAACUAGCUGGGAGGACUCGUUGGAGUUCAAGCCGGAAAGAUUCUUGACCUCUAAGAUUGAUGUGCAAGGUCGUGAUUUUGAGUUGAUUCCGUUUGGUGCUGGACGAAGAAUAUGCCCUGGUUUGCCGCUUGCAAUUCGUAUGAUUCCUAUGAUGUUGGGUUCAUUAAUCAAUAACUUUGAUUGGAAUCUUGAUCAUGGAAUUGGACCAGAGGAUUUGGAUAUGACAGACAAAAUUGGAAUCACCUUACACAAGGCUGACCCUCUUUGUGUUGUUCCAAAGCUCCUCAACUAGCCAGAUUGGAGAUGUAAUCUUAUGCUCUCUCAAACGAACCUUUUUCCGACAUACCUUAAUUUGGGCUAACGCCAUUCAACACAAGAUAUAGAAUGUGAUACUUAAAAAAACAUUGUCAUUGUUAAAAAAUAAUACAAACAAUCCUCGAUAUGAUAUACAAGAUACAUACAAUAUCCACACUAUGAUACCUAUUGUAUACACGUUGUAAUAUACAUUGUGAUACUCAUUGUAUGAAUGUUGAUACCCAUUGUUUACAACGUAUUCACAGUUACGAGCGUUGUGAUACCCAUUGCAUACACGU
Molecule: messenger RNA, 1797 nt
Organism: Cynara cardunculus var. scolymus (artichoke)
Lineage: Eukaryota; Viridiplantae; Streptophyta; Magnoliopsida; Asterales; Asteraceae
Product: 7-ethoxycoumarin O-deethylase-like
Exons: 2
Coding region: 12-1496 (494 amino acids)
Molecular function (GO): monooxygenase activity; oxidoreductase activity, acting on paired donors, with incorporation or reduction of molecular oxygen; iron ion binding
Source: RefSeq, a predicted model, not a curated record